Messenger RNA from Octodon degus (degu), 2518 nucleotides. It is a transcript of the gene Tatdn2, whose product is annotated as TatD DNase domain containing 2. Lineage: Eukaryota; Metazoa; Chordata; Mammalia; Rodentia; Octodontidae. The record is from RefSeq and is a predicted model, not a curated record. Gene Ontology annotation, molecular function: hydrolase activity, acting on ester bonds. Bases 476 to 2512 code for a protein of 678 amino acids. The transcript has 6 exons.
GCGGUCCGCACGGCUGCUUCCGGGGGCGGGCGCGGGCCUAGGACCGCGCCGACGGCCAGGCAGGCGGGCGGCGCAGGUGGGGGUUCUGGGGCAGUGCUGAGGCGGUCGGGCUUGGAGCCGCCGGCUCCUGAGGAGCAGCGGGGCCUUCCGGGCCGGGCCGGGCCAGGCUAGGCUAGGCUAGGCUGGGGCGGGCUGCCGCGUGAGGACCGGCCCUGCCCUCCGGCCUCGGCGUCCAGGACCCAGCCCGCGACUCGGUCGCCUCGCGCGGCCCGCAGGCGUCUCUGACGACUCCCGCUCCGGAAGCCGUCGGCGUCGCGAGUCGCACCGCGCGCACGGAAGCGCUGGGUGGCCUCGGGGGCUCGGCGUGGGCCGGGCCGCCGCGGCUGGGAGGCCGGCUCGCUGGAAGUCUCCGCGGCGCGGCGUGUCUCCGAACCUCAAGCACUGUGAUGGGCGGCGGCCAGGAGGCGAGGUGCCCAUGGCGUCGGAGCGGCGCAGGGUCAGACACCGCUGGAGCAGCCCUUCGGAAGGGCGUCCCCGCAAGCGCAGCUGCCUCCGGGGCGCCGGUGAUGUGGCCCCCUCCAGCCGGCCGCCUCCUGGCUCUGCUGAGCACCCCCGAGCGCCCUGCAGCCCCGCGCGCCUGAAAGCCCGGGACGACGAGGAUGUGGCCUGCGCGCCCAGGCCACCUCGGAGCUCCUCGCGACGCAGAAAUUCCUCUUCCUCCUCCUCCUCAUCCACGUCCUCCUCCGCCUCGUCCGGCUCCUCUGGGGCAGGUGUGGGCGGGGUUGGCCCCCGAGGCUACCUGAAUCUGAGAGUUCGGGGGUGCCCUUCAUCCAAGGGUUCCCCUCUGCGUCCCGCCGGCCCCUCCUUGGAAGAAAUGGCUUCUCUAGAGGAGGACGCCUGUAGCCUUAAGGUUGAUUCCAAAGAUAGUUCUCGUAACGCCAUCAACUCUGAGUUUGCAGCUGAAGCUGAGGGUCAGAAUGAUGUGACGGAGCCAGACAAGGUCCAGAAGAGGAAAAGGGAUAGGCUUCGAGAUCAGGGCUCCACUGUCAUCUACCUGAAGGCCAUCCAGGGCAUCCUGGGAACAUCCAUGCCCAAAAGGAAGGGAGAGGCUACUGUCCCCACAGUGAAGCCAUGUCUGGGACAGCAUCCCAGCCGAGAAGGGCCAGCCCGCAGUGUUGUCACCAGUGCUCCUCGAAAGGAGAGAGCGCCAUCACCACAGGUCAGAGUGGAAGAGGAAAGGCCUGUACCAGACAAGGGCGCCUGCGACAGGAGAGUGGUUAUAGACCCUCAGGAGAAACCCAGUGCGGAGCCACUUGGGGGCCAAAGAACAGGCGUUGACAAGCCCGCUCUACCCCCAGAGUUUGUGGAUGAUUCUGACUCUCACCUAGAAAUCCAAAAGCUUAAAGACAGGGAGGUGGUGCUGGAGCACCCCUCUUCUGGAAGUGACUGGUCUGAUGUGGAUGAGGUCUCCACAGUCAGAUUCUCUCAGGAAGAGCCCGUCUUGCUAAAAUACUCAGCAGUUCCAGAGCCUUCUUCCUUUCCCACUGACUAUGUCAUGUACCCUCCUCAUUUGUAUAGUAGUCCUUGGUGUGACUAUGCCAGCUACUGGAGCAGCAGCCCUAAGACCCCAGGCUACCGCUCUGUGUGCAGCAGCAGCCAUGACACAGCACAAACUGGGAAGAGCAGCCGCAGCCUUUCAUGUGACUAUUCCCCUAGCCCCACAGUGGGUGCCCAGAACACUUCCAGAGACCUGAAGGCUUCAGAUGAAGGCAGAUCAAAGAAUUCUCGCUCAUUUAAUUUCUCCAGAAGUUCCGGAGAAGAGACAAAGGAGAAAAGGACAUUCCGAGAGGAGACACCACCUCGUUCUAGUGGAGGACAGGUGGACAGGAACACAUCUACCUUCCUGCCAAGGAGUCACUGGGAGGCAAGCCUGGAGGGAGGCUUCAUUGAUACUCAUUGCCACUUGGAUAUGCUCUACUCGAAGCUGUCUUUCAAAGGGACCUUCACAAAGUUCAGGAGAAUGUAUAGCAGCUCCUUCCCUAAGGAAUUUCAGGGCUGCAUCUCAGACUUCUGUGAUCCUCGGACACUGACAGAUUGCCUGUGGGAGGAGCUAUUGAAAGAGGAUCAGGUUUGGGGGGCCUUUGGCUGUCACCCUCAUUUUGCACGGUACUAUAGUGAGAGUCAAGAACGAAAUCUUUUGCAAGCCUUAAGGCACCCUAAGGCUGUGGCCUUUGGGGAAAUGGGCCUGGAUUACUCUUACAAGUGCACCACGCCUGUCCCAGAGCAACACAAGGUAUUUGAGAGGCAGCUGCAGUUGGCCGUGUCUCUGAAGAAGCCUCUGGUUAUUCACUGCCGAGAAGCUGAUGAGGAUCUGCUGCGCAUCAUGAAGAAGUGUGUGCCCUUUGACUACAAGAUCCAUAGGCACUGCUUCACCGGCAGCUACCCGGUCAUUGAGCCCCUGCUGAAGUACUUCCCGAACAUGUCUGUGGGCUUCACUGCAGUGCUGACAUAGUCUUCA